AUGGAGCUUCGUGCGGUGGACCUUACUCACGUUCGUUACUAUCACGAUGACCCCCUCGGUGUAGUCAUGGCAUGGGCCUCGCUCGUCCCCGUGUUCAUCGCAUUCGGCUGCUUCCCCACCCACGUGGUCUUCCGCCGCGAUUUGCGGACCAUGUUCUUCAUGCUCGGCCUCCUAUUGGACGACACGUUCAACCACGUCAUCAAGCACGCGCUCGAGAUGCCGCGUCCGCCGCACACGUGCGCGGCGCUCGAGUCCCGUCCUCUUUUUCCCGGUUCCUCCCAUCCCUUCACAGUCUGUCUAAAACCACCUCUUCCAUUCACCCUUCAUUCCACUUGCCCCCUCCCCCUUCAUGCCCCCCCUCCACUCCCCCUUCAUGCCCCCCUCCACUCCCCCUUCAUGCCCCCCUCCGUUUUUAUGCCCUCUUCCCUUCCUCAUCCCUCCCCCCACUCUUUCAUGCCCCCUACCCCCUCAUGCCCCGUCUUUUUUUCAUGCCCCCUAACCACCCCCUCCCUCCCCUUUCUUUUCAUGCCCCUAUCAUCACCUCAUGUCACCCACCUCUUUCAUGCCCUUAACCACCCCCUCCCUCUCCCCUCUCUCAUCGCCCCCUACCCCUCAUGCCCCCCCUUCUUGCAUGCCCCUAACCACCCUCCCCCUCUUUCUUUUCAUGCCCCUCAUCACCCCAUGUCACCCACUUCCCUCUUGCCAGUUCUUGCAUGUUUCAUCCUGGGCAUCCUCGCCGAGUCGCCGCCUCCGUCUGGUUCUCUCUGGAACGAGGCAGUCCUAGCAGGCUUCACCUCGGAAUCCUCUCGCCUCCACCUGGUUCUACGUGGUGCACCGUGUGCUCGCACCCUUCUUUGCUUCACCUUACCACUCUUCGUCCCUUCACUCACCAUUCACACCCGCCUUCAGGUUCUAGCCGGCUUCACCCUGGGCAUUCCCUCAGCGUCCUUCUGGUUCUACGUGGUGCACCGUGUGUUUGCGCCCUUCUUCCAGCCAUCUCCGACAGCCCAUCUCCGACAGCGUGUGGGGCGGUACCUGUGCAUCAAGGACGACUGCCAUAUCCGCAACGUGGCUGUCUUUGAGUACCUCAACUCGCAGCUGAGCGAGGGAGGAGCAGCGCGCGCGAGAGAAAGCGCAGAAUGCAGAGCAGGAGAAAUUGCUGGAGAAAUCUCAGGAGAAAACGCAGGAGAAAACAGAAACGCCACCGGCAAUUACACUCGUCGAGGCGCUGCCUUUCGAGUCGACUCAAAAGUCAGCCCCUUCCCCUCUUCCUCCCUUCCCUUCCCCUUCCUUCCCUUCCCCUCUUCCCUCCUUCCCUUCCCCUUCCUUCCCUUCCCCUCUUCCCUCCUUCCCUUCCCCUUCCUUCCCUUCCCCUGUUUCAGAAACGCCACUGGCAAUUACAACCUUCUCGUCGAGGCACUCCUAGUGGAUGCGGCAGGCGGUCCGCCCGACUCGCUCGCAAUCGUGAAGGGCGCCGUGUGCGACACCGCCGCGACGAACGUCCUCGCGCUGCCGCUCGCCGCGGCGGACUGGCAGCAGCGCGCGGGGUGGUGGCUGCUGCACGCGGAGGCGCGCCUCGACGCGUUCCUCGAGAAUGCGGACGCCGCCACCCUCGACGCGCUGCUCGCGGUGCUCCCCAACGCCUCGCUUCCGCGCAAGAUCGGCGGAGGCGCCGGCGGAGGCAGCGCCGGGGGCGCGCGGAGCGGGAAGGGUGGGAGGCCCAUGGGGCGGGAGCUGGUGAUGCGCGCAUUCGGCCGCCCUGCCAGGCAGGGCGGACAGAAGAAGGGGGGGCAGCAGCAGCAAGGAGGGCAGCAGCAGCAGGGGGGAGCGCAGCAGCCGCCUGCAGGUGGUUUUUCAGGUGGAUUUCCAGGUGGUGAUGGCGGAGUGAACAGCACAGUGAGCGGGUAUGCUGUGCUGGCGGGCAGCAGCGCAGCAGGUGUGACGUGGGGCGGACAGCUCAUGGGUGGCAAAAUUCCUGAUGCUGCUACUGCUGGUUCUGCUGGUUCUGCUGCUGGUUCUACUGCUGCUUGGUAUUAG
Closterium sp. Naga37s-1 is the source of this 2037-nucleotide messenger RNA. Lineage: Eukaryota; Viridiplantae; Streptophyta; Zygnematophyceae; Desmidiales; Closteriaceae. The record is from the annotation of a GenBank genome assembly.